AUGUUGGAAGUCAAUCCUAAUGCUGUGGUUUUGUUUCCUGAUGUCCCAGAGCUUGGAAAUCAAGAUUCACAACUGAGACUUGUCUUAGUGGGUAAGACUGGAGCAGGAAAAAGUGCCACAGGGAACAGCAUCCUUGGAAAGAAAGCAUUUAAUUCCAGCACUGCAGCAAAAUCCAUCACCAAGGUCUGUCAGAAAGGAAGCAGCAUGUGGAAUGGGAGAGAAAUUGUCGUCGUGGACACACUUGGUAUUUUCAACACCGAAGAACAGGAUGCUAACAUGAAAAGGGAGGUUGGUAAUUGUAUUGUCCUGACCUCCCCAGGGCCUCACGCUCUGCUCCUAGUGGUCCCGCUGGGCCGGCACACAAAGGAAGAACAAAAGGCCUUGGAGAAGAUGCUAUCAAUGUUUGGACCCAAAGCUAGGAGAUACAUGAUUCUCUUAUUCACCCGGAAAGAUGACUUGGACGGCAUGGAGUUCCAUGAUUACUUAAAGGAAGCACCAAAAGGCAUUCAAGAUCUGGUGGAGCAGUUCAAGGAUCGUCACUGUGAGUUCAACAAUAAGGUGACAGGGGCUGAGCAGGAGGCUCAGAGGACACAGCUGUUGGAAUUGGUCCAGCGCAUGGUGAUGGAGAACCAGGGAAGAUUCUAUACUAAUAAGAUGUACCAAAUAGUCGAGAUGGAGAUUCAGAAACAGAUUCAAGCUAUAAAAGAGAAAUACAGAGCUCAGCUGAAGAGAGAGAAAGGGGAUUUAGAGGAGAAUGAAGAGAAAAACAGAAAGCAGGGGGAUAAAUUGGAGCAGGACAGUAGAAAGGCAGAAAUGGAGAGGGAAUUUGAAGAAAGGGAGAAUUACUAUUUCUCCAGGCAGCAAAAUGCUAGAGGUGAAGUUGAGAGUCAGGAAGGGAUGCUUGACUUAAUCUUGAAAAGAUUGAGAGCAACCUGGACAGAAAUCUCAUCUCUGUUCAAAGAAGAUUAG
Messenger RNA from Myotis lucifugus (little brown bat), 969 nucleotides. RefSeq names its product GTPase IMAP family member 4-like. The record is from RefSeq and is a predicted model, not a curated record. NCBI's taxonomy places the organism in Eukaryota, Metazoa, Chordata, Mammalia, Chiroptera, Vespertilionidae. The transcript has a single exon. Bases 1 to 969 code for a protein of 322 amino acids. Gene Ontology annotation, molecular function: GTP binding.